GCUGGUGCACCAGCAACAAUGAAGUUGCUGUGGCUUCACCUGCUGGUAUGUAUCUUUGGCUCUGCCCCUCUGGCAUUGUGUACUGUGGAGAAUCCAUGGCAGGAGAGACAUCACCGUGUGAAAAGGGGUUGGAUAUGGAAGGAAAUGGCCACUCCUGAAGGGCAAACGCGAUUUCCAUUCCGCAUCGGAACGCUCAGGUCUGAUAAGCCAAAUGGCAAGUAUGUCCUUCAGGGAGAAUUUGCCGACACCUACUUUAAAGUUGAUGAGGUCUCAGGGGAUGUCCAUGGCUGGGAAACGCUGGAUCGGGAGAAGAAGUCAACGUAUAAUUUAACAGCUCUGCUAGUAGACAAGACUACCAUGAAAACCCUGGAGCCUCCGGAGACGUUUAUCAUAAGAGUGAUCGAUAUUAAUGACAAUGCCCCCAUUUUCAAGCAAGAAUCAUACAAUGUUUCGGUGCCGGAAAUGUCCAAGCAUGGUACCCUUGUAACAGUGAUCAACGCAGAGGAUGCUGAUGACCCCACCAUGUCUGGAAAUGCCAUUGUAAAAUACACAAUAAUUCAUGGGCAAGAAAAAUUCUAUAUCAAUGAAGAUACUGGGCAGAUUUACACAGCUGUCUCCAACCUGGACAGAGAGGAGCAAGCAAACUAUGAAAUCAUAGUACAGGCCAAAGACAGCCCUGGUCAAAAUGGUGGUUUAUCUAGUACAGCAACGGUAACCAUUCAUUUGAAGGACAUCAAUGACAACUUCCCAAUGUUCACAGAGAAUCAAUUCACUUUUAAUGUUUCUGAGGAUCGGAGAGUGGGGGAUGUGAUUGGAAAACUUUUGGUAAUAGACAUUGAUGAACCUCAGAAUAGAAACACAAAGUACAGUUUCCUGAAACAAAUGUAUGAAGAGUGGUUUCAUAUAAAACCCAACCAAGAGACCAACGAAGGACUACUCAUUCUAAAAAAGCCUUUGAACUUUGAAGGUGAUCAUAAUAAAUUCAAAAUGACCGUUGAUGCUACAGACUAUUCAAUCAACGUAGGAGCGGCAAGACCAGACAAGCGCAAAAGCCUCACUGAGGUUGUUGUCAAUGUCUUGGAUGUGGACGAGCCCCCUGAAUUCACACAACCAUACUACUUGUUUCCGUUUAAGGAGAACAAAAAAGACAUCUUUCCUGGCACUGUUAGUGCAAAGGACCCCGACAAAGAAAAAAGAAGUGUGAAAUACUCCCUCAAACCGGAGAGAGAUGACGUCAUCAUAACAAAAGAGGGAACCAUUCAUAUUAAGAAGCCCUUUGACAGAGAAGAAAGCGCUUGGCUCAAUCUAACUGUGAUCGCUGAGGAAAUUGGCUCUCCAACAAAUAAAGCGUCAUCGGCUGUGGUUUACCUACAAGUUCAGGAUGAGAAUGAUAAUGCACCAGAGCUCACCUACCCAUACGUUCCCAGAGUGUGUGAGAAUGUAGCCAAUGAACAUGUCAUAUUAAAUAUCUCAGCCACGGACAAGGAUGAACCCUUCCCAGGGAUGAAGUUUACAUUUUCUUCAGCAGGACACGAAAACAACUUUACAGUGCAAGAUAAUCGUGAUAACACAGCCAGUAUCAAAGUGAAAAAUGGAGUAUUUGAUCCCAAUGAGGCCAAAUUUUAUUACCUUCCAAUUAUAAUAGCUGACAAUGGCAAACCACCACUGACCAGCACCAACACCUUGACCAUCACUGUUUGCAAGUGUAACGAGAAGGGGGAAUUCACCUACUGCGAGGAGGCUGGAAAACUAGCCGCAGUGUCCGCCUCCACCAUUGUCAUUGUUUUGGUGUCCAUAUUGCUAAUACUUCUGGCAGUGAUCCUGGCAGUACUAUUUAUAAGACGAAUGCAGACCAAGAGCCCCCUCAUUCUAGGAAAGAACCCUGCAGAGAUACAUGAGCAGUUGGUCACCUAUGACGAGGAAGGUGGAGGAGAGAUGGACACCAACAGCUACGAUGUUUCUGUACUCAACUCAGUACGAAGAAAUGUGGUGAUGCCUCGAUAUGAGGUGGACCCUGGUCCCACCUUAUACGCUCAAGUCCAGAAACCAUCCAGAACCGGAGAUAUGUUCUCGGUGAUCGAAGCAAAGAAGGAUGAAGCAGACAAUGACGGUGAAGAGCUACCAUAUGACACUCUCCAUAUAUUUGGCUACGAAGGGUCGGAAUCCAAUGUAGAGUCUCUUAGCUCUCUAGAGUCUGGAUCUUCAGAUUCCGAAAUUGACUAUGAUGUGUUAAAUGAAUGGGGUCCCAGAUUUAAGAUGCUGGCGGAUAUGUAUGGGCUGGAACACCUAGAAGAGUUUGCUUAUUAAUGCAACUUACUUUGCAUUCCUAUUGGCUUACUGAAUACAACAAAGAGCAAGUGCCCAAUCAGAAUGCAUCCG
Messenger RNA from Nanorana parkeri, 2379 nucleotides. It is a transcript of the gene CDH5, whose product is annotated as cadherin 5. Lineage: Eukaryota; Metazoa; Chordata; Amphibia; Anura; Dicroglossidae. The record is from RefSeq and is a predicted model, not a curated record. Gene Ontology annotation, biological process: cell-cell junction assembly; vasculature development; adherens junction organization. The transcript has 11 exons. Gene Ontology annotation, cellular component: plasma membrane; catenin complex; bicellular tight junction. Bases 19 to 2307 code for a protein of 762 amino acids. Gene Ontology annotation, molecular function: calcium ion binding; cadherin binding.